Molecule: messenger RNA, 2392 nt
Organism: Xyrauchen texanus (razorback sucker)
Lineage: Eukaryota; Metazoa; Chordata; Actinopteri; Cypriniformes; Catostomidae
Gene: pip4p1a
Product: phosphatidylinositol-4,5-bisphosphate 4-phosphatase 1a
Exons: 7
Coding region: 102-914 (270 amino acids)
Biological process (GO): phosphatidylinositol dephosphorylation
Cellular component (GO): plasma membrane; late endosome membrane; lysosomal membrane
Molecular function (GO): phosphatidylinositol-4,5-bisphosphate 4-phosphatase activity
Source: RefSeq, a predicted model, not a curated record
GCUCAGGCAUCCAUCUACAGCUCUACACUCUCCGGUAGCACAACAAUACGCGUUCUCUGUUACUCCCUCGCCGCUUCCCCUCCCUACGCCUCGCUCUCGUUAUGGCGGACGGCGAGCGGUCCCCGUUGCUUUCGGAUCUCGGCGAUGGAGCUCUCGACAGUGGUAACGGUGGUGUGUCUCUUGGAGCGGCUCCGCACGGUGUACCAAACAAACCGCAGAGUUUUCCUCCAUUUCCGAGUUCGUCUCAGCCCCCUGUAUUGCUUGGCGAGAAUCCUCCACCCUAUUCCCCCCUAACAUCUCCCGAAAGUGGCAGUGCCCCGGUCAUCAGCUGCAGGGUUUGCCAGUCGCUCAUCAGCGUCGAGGGCAAAAUCCACCAACAUGUGGUCAAGUGCGGAGUCUGCAACGAAGCUACACCCAUAAAGAAUGCCCCAUCUGGGAAGAAAUAUGUGCGGUGUCCCUGUAACUGUCUCCUCAUCUGCAAGGUUACAUCCCAGAGGAUUGCCUGCCCACGGCCCUACUGUAAAAGGAUCAUUAACUUGGGACCAGUCCACCCGGGCCCGGCCAGUCCAGAACCACAACCUGCUGGAGCUAGAGUUUCCUGCGGACACUGCAGCAACACCUUCCUGUGGACGGAGUUUACUGACAAGACGCUGGCUCGAUGCCCCCACUGCAGAAAAGUAUCUUCGAUUGGUCAGAUGUAUCCAAGGAGGCGGAGUCUGUGGUGUUACCUGCUUUGCUUGCUGUUCAGCAUAGCAGCAGCUGGACUGAUUGCAGGGACGUGGUCACAGGCGCAUGUGUAUGGGGGUAUUUAUGCUUCCUGGGCAGCAGCGUUGUUGCUGGUGGUGUUGACGCUGGCCAGGGCGCUUUACUGGAGCUGCAUGAGGGUCAGCCAACCUCUCCACAACCUCACAUAGAGAGCAAAAGGGGUGUGAUUUAAAGAGAGAGUUGGGUUGGUGGAAAAAAUAUAGGCCACAGUGAUAGAGAGAAGGAGAGAAUCAUGGUUAACUCUUAAAAGUUGAUUAUGAACGCAGUAAUAAAGUUAAAUCCAGGGUUGAGAAAUGAGCGAAAAUGCUACUAUGGCAAAGAAGAUAAGCAUUUUAAAAUUAUUUUUAUUCUGAAAUUUUUUCUGGAUGUGUUCUCAUCCUUGAAUAUGAACUGACCUGUUACUCAUAGUUACAUGCAAACAUGCAGUUACAUUAUGCAGCUAAUUCAAAAGCUCCCCUCGUUUUACCUGAUCGCACCCACACGUAUACAAAAUACACAAACUCAAUAUUAUAUGUCUUAAAUUAGUUACACUACAAUGCAAACGUACUCACCAAAAAGUCUUUCACACAUUUAAAUCUUGAAAUCUUAGGGGUCUGUGUCUCUCUAGUGCCCUAAUAAGCUCAGAAGCCUUACAAAGACAGACAAGAAGGAAGAAAGACAAGUUGAGCUCCACUAGAGGGUGUCAUUUUUUGAAGUACUGUCAUAAUCUACGCACAGAUGCCUGUAUCUCUGAACAGACACACAUUUACUCCAAAACAAGUGGACCUAUAAAAAAUAAAACGUGAAUUGCAGACAUUUCUCAUCAGCACAUAAAAGUGUAAGUGAGCUUAAGACUUUCCCUGUUUAUCUUUAGUUGUGAAUUUGAAAAUAGUAUUUUUUUUUUUUAAAUAAGUGAAUUUUCUUUGUAAAUAUAUGUUGUUUAUUUCAUGAAUUACUGAGCAGUUGCACUGUAGCUCUAACAUGCUGUGAUUCCUCUGUCUUUUUGUGUUUUUAUUUAAUUGGACAAAAUCACUACUGAUAAUUGAAUGACCAGGAAAAUGUCAAGAUAAACAAAUGAACACCAACGCACCUUCAGAGAGCAAAAAAGGUCAGAUAUCUGCUCUGUGUAAUGUCAGGGACAUUUUAUGGGUUAUUAACCCUCCCGCUCAUGUUCAUGUGAAGUUAAUUGUCAAUUUUCAUGAUCUGUGAGUGAUUAUGUUUGAACUGUGAUUAAAUGAGAUUAAUCAGUUGAUAGAUUUGGAUUCUAGACUUCAAGACCCCUUUUCUCUCUGGUGGAAUUCCGUGAUAUGCCUUUAUGUCCAUACAGACUGGGACGAUGUUCUGAAUGUGGACUAAUAAUCAUACAGUUGCUUAUCGCUUGUUUUGAAUGUGCAUUGUUUUGCAGAAAUAUUCCAAAUAAGUGUGUACAAAUUCCCAACUUUAUAAUAGCACUUCUGAAUCUUUAUUUUCUCCUUGAAAGAAAUGGGUCUGGAUGUCUGGAAGACCAAACAAGGGGUCAGGAUGUUAUUUAUAAAGAGCAGAUGGUCAAUGAUGGAGGUCUUCUCUGAAUUUGUUUACACAUGAGAUUAUGAUUACACAUGAUUAAAAUGUUGAUUAUAAUGAUGAAGCUAUAAAACUGAAAAAGUGA